This is a messenger RNA of Entelurus aequoreus (snake pipefish), 4439 nucleotides long. RefSeq names its product pleckstrin homology domain containing, family A member 7b (gene plekha7b). Gene Ontology annotation, molecular function: protein binding. The transcript has 28 exons. The record is from RefSeq and is a predicted model, not a curated record. NCBI's taxonomy places the organism in Eukaryota, Metazoa, Chordata, Actinopteri, Syngnathiformes, Syngnathidae. The coding region runs from base 47 to 3970 and encodes 1307 amino acids.
AGGGGGAGGGAGAAGGGGGGAGAAGUCGAGCAGGAGAGGAGGAAUCAUGGCGGCACCGCUCGGACGGGACACCCUACCUGACCACUGGUCUUACGGAGUUUGUAGGGAUGGCCGCGUGUUUUUCAUCAACGACAAAACUCGCGGCACCACUUGGCUUCACCCGCGCACAGGCGAGCCUGUUAAUUCCGGACACAUGAUACGUUCAGACUUGCCAAGAGGAUGGGAAGAGGGCUUCACGGACGAGGGAGCAAGCUACUUCAUCAAUCACAACGUGAGGUGUACGUCAUUCCGACACCCUGGUACAGGGCAGAUUUCACCAGAAAACACAGAAUACACGCUGGAGGACAAGAGGAUCGAGUCCUAUAUGUUCAAUCACAGACAUCCAAGUAUGGUCACCGAGUCCACCAAGGCUGUGACUACGGGAGCAAUGGAGGCCACCUCGGGGUCAAAGGGAUCCAGAGGUUCAAGCAAAUGUCACAGUUUUGGCAAGAGGGAUCAAGCUAUUAAACGAAACCUCAACAUCCCCGUGGUAGUGAGAGGCUGGCUGUAUAAACAGGACAGCACUGGAAUGCGACUGUGGAAACGAAAGUGGUUUGUUUUGUCCGACUUCUGCUUGUUUUACUACAAAGAUAGCCGCGAGGAGACGGUCCUUGGUAGCAUUCCUCUGCCCAGUUACCUCAUCUCACAAGUUGCACCAGAAGACCACAUAAACCGCAAAUAUGCUUUCAAGGCGAGCCACACAGGAAUGCGCUCCUACAUUUACAAUAAGAACUCUGUAAUUGGCUCGCAGGCAGAACACAGCGGCAUGCGGACGUAUUUCUUCAGCGCGGACACACAGGAGGACAUGAAUGGUUGGAUUCGGGCCAUGAACCAGGCGGCGCUGAUGCAGCAGACGCACACCAUUAAGAGAGAGAAGCAAAGGCCAGAUAAGAACCCUCAUCAGGCACCUCUUCAGACCAAUCAUGUCAACCAUAGCAUAUCUCAGACCGAAGCUUUUCUCAGGACGGACUGCGAACACUCACGUGAUGAUGGUAUCCGACUGGCUCCCGCAGACGAGGGGAGGUACGUGCUGGAGGUCCAAGGAAGGCGCAGGCUUUCAGAUCCCAGAGAGAGACUGUCUCCAAAUUUGGUGGACGCUGCAGCUCAAAGGAACAGCCAUCAAAGUGCACAGCCUUCAGAACAGAAUGGAAACCUAAAGUACCAGAGGGGGUGUGACACAGAGAAACAUGCACAGAGGAAGAAUACGUUGGCCCAGGUGGAGCACUGGGUCAAAGUUCAGAAAGGUGACCCGCCAAAAAGUGCUCCCUCUGCAGAGUUCAACCUACCACGGCAAACUCCUCCCUUAAAAGUAAAAGUGAGCACAGCAGACACCUCCUGCCAGUCAUUACCAAAGUCUCCCCGCCUUCCGUCUGGCAGCAACUCUCCCUCAGCGACCUUUAACCUGCCCAGCGACUACAAAUACGCCCACGACCGACUGAGCCAUUUCCGCAUGUCCACAGACGAGCGCAUGGCCACCAAGGAGGGAAUGGUGUGGCAGCUGUAUGAGUGGCAGCAGAGGCAGCAGUUCCGACACGGCAGCCCCACAGCGCCCUUAUACACAGGGCCCAACUUUACAGACUCCUCGUCCUUCACCGUCACCGUGGAGAUGCCUCGCUCUAUCUCUGUGCCGCCUUCUCCCUGUGAGGUCCCCCCAUCAGUUUCCCCCUCCUUUAAGCCACUGUCCCCUCGCAGACCACACACCCCAUCAGGUAGACGGACUGUCAUGCCUCUGGAUGAUUUGUCAAGCGUGGACACCACAGGAGCGUCCUCCCCUGGACUCAUCUGUACUCGUCUUUCACAGAUGGAGAGAAGGUCCAUGCCAUCCAUGGGAUACAUCACACACACUGUCAGUGCACCCAGCCUGCACGGCAAAACGCCAGAGGAGCUGACCCUGCUUCUCAUCCAGCUUCGGAGGCACCAGGCCAAGAUGGCUGGUGUGCAAAGCCCCAGUGAUGUGUUCGCUCAUCUGCAGCAUCAGCAGCACAACGGCCUUCUAGGCAUGCAGGCUGAUGAUACUUGCAUGCAACUGAAGAAGGACCUGGAGUACCUAGAUCUGAAGGUUACUGGACGCGAAAGCCUCAGGAAAGAAGCACAAAGGCCUGUGAAAAUAGCUGAAAGUGAUGCUGAUGUGAAAUUAAGCCGACUGUGUGAACAAGACAAGAUUCUUCAGGAGCUAGAAGCCAGGAUACGCACGUUGAAGGAGGACAAGGACAAGCUGGAGUCUGUGUUGGAUGUGUCCCACCGACAGAUGGAGCAGUACAUAGCUCAGCCAGCGCACGUGGAGAAAAUCGCCUACCAGCAAAAACUACUGCAAGAAGAUGUGGUGCACAUCAGGGCGGAAAUAUCCGAAGUGUCCACGGAGAUGGAGAAUGCUUGGAAUGAGUACAUGAGGCUGGAGAGGGAUGUGGAUUGGCACAAAACAGCCCUGCAAGGACAGAUGACCCGCAGCGACCUUUGUCAGCAAGAGAGAGUCCAAAUGAGAAAAGAGCUUUGGAGGAUCGAGGAUGUGAUCGCAGGCCUCAGCAGCAGUAAAGCCAACUACAAAGUCACUAUCUCCUCUGUGACCAACCCAGAGAGGAAAUUUGUGCCUUCGGUGUCAGCGUCAUCAAUGCCUUCAGUGGCUGGAAGCCCGUCUGCUAUGGAGAUGCAAUUGUCACAGCAGCACAGCCCCCACCUCAGUCCCAGUAGCCACAAUGCGACAACAACCCCUAUGCUACCCUCCAGUCAUCAGCCCUCACACCACAACACAACUAGCACUACUACACUUAAAUGGGCUGAGGAAGACGUGCCUCCCAGACCACCUCUACCUCAAGUGUACAGUCCUGAUGAGCAUCCCCCAGCAGUGCCCCCGCUGCCUAGGGAGACCACAGUCAUCAGACACACCUCAGUCCGCGGCCUAAAGCGACAGUCUGACGAACGGAAGCGGGACAGAGAGAUAGGCCAGUACACCAACGGAGACAUUAAGGUGGAACUCAGACCUUUCCUGAGUGAUCCUGAGCUAGUGGGUGUGGGAGACGGCUCCAGCAGUGUGACAGCUUUAGGACACGAAGGAGGUUAUCAGACGUUACCGAGCAGAGGAGUAACUGGCUCCACCCUCAGACUGAAUCAGUCCUCCAGCAUUUCGUCUUAUGUGACCCUACGGAGAGCAACUUCAGCUCCUGGUGUGAAGGAGAGAUCAAAAAGUGCCCUAGAGCGUCUCUACUCUACAGAGGCGGCGCCUCAGCGUGGGAGGAUGAGCGCUGACGAGCAGCUAGAGAGGAUGAAGAGGCACCAGAAGGCUCUACUGCGACAACGCAAGCGCACCUUGAGCCAUGGAGACCGCCACGCCUCCCCGUCGUCACGCUCCUCCUCGUCGGCAUGGACGCGCCCUCUUUCAGCGGACUUUGGUUCUUGGAGGAGAGAACAGGAGUUCGACCUGCAGCUGUUGGAGAGGGCCGUGCAGGGGGAGGAGGCUCAGGGAGUGAGGAGCGUCCAGGGGGAGGAGAGACCGCCUGAGCACAAAGAGAAACCGCGAUCGCACUCUGACGAAUGGCUGACUUUCCACUCGAUGACCAUGACCACCCCAACGACCAAUGAUGCUGAACCGGAAAUAUUAGACUAUGACAAGGACUUGCUCAAAGAGCUGUCUAUGCCUCAGAAAGUGGUGAUUCCAGAGCGGUAUAUGGACUUAGAGCAAGAGGAGCCCCUCAGUCCUCAGGAGAUGGAGGACCGCCAUCGGAAGGUGGAGCGGAUCAAGAACAUUUUGGCAAAGUCCAGUAUUCAAAACUUGGCACCACCGCCACUACCUGCAGACAAGUCUGAGGUGAGCCUGCUGGCGCUUGACUCUGUUCUGCAGGAGCAGGAGAGGAUCAUCACCAUGUCUUACAUGCUGGCCUCGGAGGCCUCCCUUAAAAGCAAACGCGUCGCAGCUCAAGCGAUUUCUGGACACUGAGGUGCUUGACGACAAUGCACAGAAAGAGUGGUCUUGUGCAAGAAAAGAAGACUUUAUUUUAUCAUGGAUCCAUUUCUGUACAGCAGUAGAAGAACGUAGUAAAUAUUUAACCUGCUUGAGCAGCAACAACAACUUCUGAAGGGAUUUGUUGUUUCUGAAAGACUGCAGCUAUUGCUUAUUUUCUAUUGUACGAUGUUGCACUUUGAGCUGUACACUGUAAAAAUGGCAAAUAAUUGAAAUAUUUUUAUGGUGUGAUUGAACUGUUCUGUGACUUUAAUGGAGAACAUGUUAAAAGAAGAGAUACUGAUUAUAUCAUGAUGCUAGAUUUUCAUAUAUAAUUUGUUUUUACACUAAACCACUUGAAAUAUCAUAUCUACUUUAGCACUGCCAGUCUUCUGUUAGCUUGCCAAGAUGACUUUUAUUUUUGCUUACAUCCAGACUGAACAACACUGAACAUGUUUUAUGCACA